AUGGGCGGGCUGUUUCUCCUCCUUGUCCUGAGUGUGGUGAUGGCUUUGGCGUCCUUCCUCGCCGGCGCACUCCCUCUCUCGAUGACAUUAAGCCAAUCGCAAUUGCGCCUGAUAUCGAGCAUAGGUGUAGGGAUACUUGUUGGCACCUCACUCAUAGUCAUAAUACCGGAGGGCGUCGAGGCCGUCGCGACCACGAACAAACCUGCACCUGCGCCGCACGACACCCGUUCAACUGUCCUCGGCCAACGACAUGUUUCCGAGCUCGCUAUACCACGAGACAUUCCCACAGUAGAAGUUCGAGAGGCUUCUCCAGUCGACAUUGAGCCACUGCUGCGCAGGGCCGUCGGAAUACGGGACGAUGCGCCGCCCCCAGAAGGCGAGCCAGUCGAGGCCCCAAAAGAAGAAUUGCCCUCGGACCACGAAGAGUUCCCGACAUUCUACAUUGGGCUCUCCCUAAUGCUGGGCUUCAUCCUCAUGUUCCUCAUCGACAGGAUACCGCAGCACGCGACGGACGGGAUGAGCUCCGCCCCAGCGACGAGACACAUCAGCCUGGACAACCUGGGCUCGGCGAGUGUCAACGGCGACGCCGAGGACGAGACCGAGGGGUUCCUAGGCUCCUUCGCGCCGACGCCGAGGCAGUCCAAGAGCCUGGCCACCACCACGGGCCUGGUGAUCCACGCCGCGGCGGACGGGAUCGCGAUGGGGGCGUCCGCGACGACGAGCGACAUGAAGCUGGGCCUCAUAAUCUUCAUCGCCAUCAUGAUCCACAAGGCCCCCGCGGCGUUCGGCCUGACGUCCAUACUGCUCAAGCAGGGGCUGUCGAAGCGCGCGGCCAGGGGCCACCUCGUCGCCUUCAGCCUGGCAGCUCCUGUGGGGGCCUUGGGCACGUACAUCCUCGUCUCGCUGCUCGGCGGCGGUGACAUGGAGGGCCCGGCAGGACAGUGGUGGACUGGCAUGCUGCUACUCUUCUCCGCCGGCACUUUCUUGUAUGUUGCUAUGCACGCGAUGCAAGAGGACCCCUCGGCCCAAGGCCACGACCAUCACUCAACAAUGAAUGGCUAUACGGACAGUAGCACGCAGAGGAAACCAAGCCGGCCGCAGAUGCGGGACACACUGGCGACAGUCGGCGGCAUGCUACUGCCUCUAUUGACCCAGUUCGGGCACCACCAUUGA
This is a messenger RNA of Diaporthe citri, 1173 nucleotides long. RefSeq lists its product as uncharacterized. Gene Ontology annotation, molecular function: metal ion transmembrane transporter activity. The transcript has 3 exons. Gene Ontology annotation, cellular component: membrane. The record is from RefSeq and is a predicted model, not a curated record. Lineage: Eukaryota; Fungi; Ascomycota; Sordariomycetes; Diaporthales; Diaporthaceae. Bases 1 to 1173 code for a protein of 390 amino acids. Gene Ontology annotation, biological process: transmembrane transport; zinc ion transport.